CUGACCCGGUUAACCCCCGGGGGUCGCUCAUGUCGUAUACAACAUGAGACGACUCUCGUUACUAUUUUUAGAAUAUCUCCGGGGGAAAAAAAUGUAUAGAACUUGAUUGAGCAGUGCAGGGUUGAGGUUAUACAAGCAUUAAUACACAAGGAGACCAGGCGAACCAAAAAUUGGGAAAAAAAUGGCUUGUGUGCAGUGAGUGUGUGCACAGAUGUUUUACACCACAACACACCAAAAAGCAGAGGAAAACAUAUUAACCCCACUGCAAACUACACAUCUAAAUUAACCAACACAUCAAGCAAGGGCAGUAAUAGUCUCUGACCAACAUUAACACUGUUUACACACAGACAUUGAUGAAAGGGAGCACAACAGACCUUGAGCAGCUAAUGUUAAGUUAAUACCAAUCAUGCCCUCGUUUUUACACAACAAAUGUAACUAAACCCAUCUGGUGGUAGUAAUUUGUGCAUGCCGAGAUUCCCCACAUAGACGUCCCCCUAAUGAUUCGAUACAUUACGUAGAAUUGCAUCUUAGAGAACAUAACACACGUGUUAAAAUAAAAUGAAGAUGACGGCGCGUAUAAACGCAGCGGCUUGGUACUCUAUGCUAGUGCUAGCUACUAGCUAGUACUGCUAGUGCUAAGUGCAGAACAGAAUUUUGUUGUACAAUGUACAAUGACAAAAAAGUUGUCUAAUUCUAAUAAUUAUAAGAUUCGUUCCCUUACUGCUCUUUCUCUUUGACAUGCGUGUAUUGUUUGCAUUCGUCUUCUUCGUUGUCUUCUUCCUCUUCUUCGGCGAAUAAUACACACACAGACCAACUUCCGGUAUGGACUUCCGGUAUGGAUUGGAUAUAUGGCGGCGCCCAUGUCCGCUAUCAUGUCUGCAGACAGGACCUACAUAUGGGAGAAGAAUAAUGAAGGGGUAUCUCGCCAUGAAAGGAGUGCAUGCUGCAGAGACACGAAUUGGAUCAGUGCUCAGAACUAUGCAUCAGCCUUACCAUGAAGCAAGGCGUCAGGGUGCCCGCAAUCUCAACCCUGUACCAUAUCAUGCUGAAUACAUGGGACACAAGAUUCAUAUGGACCAGAAUGAAAAACUGGCCAUGUUUGGAGUCACCCAUGUUUUAGCCCUUGAUGGCUUCAGCAAAAAGGUUGUUGCUCAUUCUACUAUGCCAAUAAAAAACAACCUUACCAUCUAUGAAGAUGUUUUCAGGCCUGCAGUACUUGCCCAUGGUAUCUGGGACCAGGUGCGAGUUGAUCAUGGCAAGGAGUUUUAUUUGACGCUCUUCAUGCAGGAGCUGCUGUCAUCUCAUCGCUACAAUCAGGAGAGAAGGCCUUAUUUACAGACUUCAUCCACAAAGAAUCAUAUAGUUGAACGAAUCUGGCCUGAAGUCAACAACCGUGUCAACUAUCCACUGAAGACAGCCUUACUGCAGUUGGAGGAUCAAGAGGAACUAGACAUGAACGAUGGCCUUGUGAGAUACUGUGUAUCCAACCUGACUGUUCAGUUGUGCCAGAUUGGUCUCACAAGACUGGUGGACUCAUGGAAUUCUCACCGCAUUCCAGGUAAAGGUGUACCAAACAACUUGGCUGGCAGUGGCUGUCCCAAAAAAAUCCCACAGGAGCUGCUGCCUCAUUCAGUUGAAGCAGCAGACCUUUACAGCCAACAGCUUGGAUCCUCAUUGACAACACAUUCUACUUUUGGAAUUGAUCCAUUUUCAACUGAACAGGACAAACUAACAGUUGAGAAUCAGUUUGCAGAGAAAUAUUCAGACAUUUCAGUCUUGUUCUCGAGAGCAGUGAACGAGGACUUCGCCCCAUACAAAGAAGCAGUGCUCUAUCUCAUAACAACAACUCAGCGCAAUGUGUGAAAAGACAUUUGCUGUAUUUGAACUUAGUAGACCUUUACAGCUGGGAUCCUCACUGACAACACAUUCUACUUUUGGAGUUGAUCUAUUUUCAACAGAACAGGACAAACUUGAGAGUUGAAAAUCAGUUUGCAGAGAAAUAUUCAGACAUUUCAGAAUUCUCUAGAGCAGUGGACAACAACAUGGCUCCAUACAAAGAGGCACUGCUCUCUCAUAACCACAACUUUAAAGAAUGUAAAUUAGUAACUAUAACAAUUAACUGGUGGCAAUGGAUGUUUGGUAAAGAUAAAUGUUAAUCUCACUAAAACAGUGAACAGUAAUAUGAUGUCAUCCAGCCCAAACAUGUAAAUGAAUUCACAUUACUAGUACAAGAACUCUGACCCAAAUACAACAGAACACAACAUGCCUACAGUAUUUGAGUAUGAAAGUGCAAAAUGUUACUCCUCUUCAAAAAGGGAUCUCAGAACAGAAAAUGCCUCUGACAGACCAUUAACUUCAAAUAUGUUGCUGCCUUCGGUGUUCCCUCUACAUUUUGCACAAUGCACAGAGGUCAACUGCCACUGUUCCACACAUGUUUUGCAGCCAAUAAUGCUUCGGCAACACUCUGUGAAGACUGGCUCAUCGAUGAACUCUGAAACAUAAAAAGAGAAAAACUA
Epinephelus lanceolatus (giant grouper) is the source of this 2516-nucleotide messenger RNA. Lineage: Eukaryota; Metazoa; Chordata; Actinopteri; Perciformes; Serranidae. The record is from RefSeq and is a predicted model, not a curated record.